Strongylocentrotus purpuratus (purple sea urchin) is the source of this 4637-nucleotide messenger RNA. Its product is annotated as WD repeat-containing protein 49. The transcript has 31 exons. Gene Ontology annotation, molecular function: protein binding. The coding region runs from base 382 to 3807 and encodes 1141 amino acids. The record is from RefSeq and is a predicted model, not a curated record. Lineage: Eukaryota; Metazoa; Echinodermata; Echinoidea; Camarodonta; Strongylocentrotidae.
UCGUGUAUGCACUUCAAGAAGUACAAUGACUGCACUGAGCUGUGUACAAUCAAUUUGACUUAAAAUACUUGGAGUAUUCUUCGUAAAUUCGCUAAAAAUCUCACUCUUUACUAUGCUCUGGUGAAGAACUUAUUUAGAGGGAAUUACAGGAGAAAGGAUAUAUCUAAGUCAGUUUGUUUUCUUUGGUAGAUAGAUAGAUUUUAGUGAAGCAGAUUUUAUCGAUUAUUUAUCAGGAAGCCUUGGGAAGAAUGCCGUGAUUUGAGGAUUCAUUCAGCCGUGGUGGUCGGGCGGCGGAUCUAGCUGGUACCGCUGUGCAGUUGUGGAGAGUUGAGUCGGUUGAGUUGAGCUUCAUUGCAGCUGGUUGUUGCAUAAAACAAAGAAAUGGAGUCCACACCAGAAAAUAAAAGCAUUAAAAGCCUAGGCAUAAGGGAAGAGAAAACAGAUUCCAUUGUUGCCAGUGCCUCAGGAGUAGUCACAUUUGGUGUGAAGAUUGAAAAUACACUCAACAUACAGGAUCUACAGGCAAUCAAAGAUGAAUUCAUGAGAUAUGGAGAGAAGGAAGGAGUCACCAAGGAAGAGUUUUGUAACCUGAUGGAUAACAUCAUGACCAAAGGCACAAGGAAUGAAUAUGCUGAACUCUUCGACAACAUAGACGUCACAAAAGAGGGCUAUGUGAAUUGGGACAAAUUUACUGGACAUUUGUUACUGGAGUAUGUGGAAAAGGAUGACAGAGUCAAGUCAACACAGGUUCCUCAAUGGAAGGAUAUCAAGCAACUGCCAAGCGAUCACAAGGACAUCGUGCAAAAGAUUUCCUACAUCAAGAACACAUCUCGUUACAUCAUCACCAGCAAAGAAGGCUGCAUCUCAACGUUUGAUGCCCAUCUCAGGACUCACAAAUCAAUCAAGAUCACCAAUGACUCAGUUAAACCCAGGGAUGUGUGGGUAACAACAUUUGUGGUGCUUCAAAAUAUCAACAAGAUUGCACUCUCCUUUACUAGCAAGGAAAUUGUCUUCUAUGAUCUCAGCUCUAAACUGGAGUUCAAUGUACAGUACAGGGUGUUUGGAUUGGAACAUACACCCCUCAGCAUGGACUAUUGGAGCAACCCGGAUAACUCCAACGAGGCCAUCCUAGUGAUGGGAGACACCGGGGGUAACGUCAAUGCCUUCCACUUCACCUCCUCGAACAUCGCCCUCUUUGACAGGCCGCAGCAACCUGGAGGAGAAGGUCAAGAGCAAGUUGUGAAUGUGAACUUCAAACAUCUGUUGAAGGAUAAAUUCAAGUACUGUCGUCUCAUCAGGCACAACGGCCAUACAGAGUGGGCUAGACAAGUGAAGUAUGCUCAGCACCUAAACUGCUUUAUCUCGUGUUCUACUUCAUAUGAGAAUGCCAUGGUACUGGGAUGGAUAGAGAAGGCUAAGUCAAAGAUGAAAACGAAUUCUUUCAAUAUCUCCCAGGGGGUAAAUGCCUUCGCCUAUCACAACGGUCUUAAUCUAAUUGCCACAGCAGGAGUAGAUCAUCAUGUUUGUCUUUGGAAUCCUUAUGUUGUGUCAAAAGCAGUUGGGCUGUUACGAGGGCACAUGGCUCCGGUUGUGCAUGUCCAGUUCAACUUCUCCCGUGGUCAGCUGAUCAGCUUCUCCAAGGACAAAGUCCUAAGAAUCUGGGACGUCCAACUUCAGGUCUGUCUCCAAAGAAUGGCUGGAAUGUAUCCAAAGGGAACUGAGAUGUACACAUCGUUAUUCUUCCAUGAGGCAACCAAUCGUCUCUUCACAGCCUUCAACUAUCAGCUGACCAUGUUAGAGAUGAGGCCAGAGGUCAAAGAUCGGGUCAUGAGCCAUGACAAACCCAUCAGCAUGGCCCUCUACAACUCCACUUUUAAUCAGGUGGUGAGUGCUUGCCAUGGCUCUACAGUCAUCGUAUGGAUGCUAGACACUGGGCAGAAAGCCAAGCAGUUUCUCAAUUGCCAUGGUAAUGCCGAGAUCACCUGCCUGGCAUUUGAUCACAAUGAGACAAGGAUUUUCACUGGCAGCUCUGAUGGCACUGUCAAGAUAUGGGAUUUCAAUGGUCACUGCCAUCACCUUCUGAAUGCAGGCAUGGGAAAUGGAGUAGAUAUCUCACAGAUUGGAGUGCUGAAGAGAAGUCUGGUGGUCAUUGGGUGGGACAGAUACAUCACAGUAUUCCGUAAUCAUCAGAUAAAUCAGUACCUGGUUGAACCAUCAGAAUGGAAAGGAGGAAAGGAGCAUCAAGAUGACAUCUUGGGUGCAGCCUUCAUGGCACCACACACCCUUGCCACAGGGAGCUAUGAUGGAGAGAUUGUGAUCUGGAAUACGGGGUCAGAGGUUUCAUCGAGGCACCUCCAACAAAGGUUCUACAAGAAGGCUAAGAGCAGGGAGAAGACUAAACUGUCCCUCCUUAAUGAUGGCACAACCCCAGGUCUAUCCCGACAGCAUACCAGCAUCCAUUCAGCUCAGAGUGCCCACCAUCCAAGCAGAGUGUCCCAAGCCACCAGGCUGGGAAGCAAGGAGACCGAAGGUACCAAGAGACCCACCACAGGAUCAAGUCAGAGUAGUGAAUCAGAUGAGAUGAAUAGUUAUGUGAUCAAGCAGUUGCUGUUCUUGGAAGCCCGGAAGCACCUGUCUGCAUCAGGGGGUGCAAACCUGGUAUCCUGCGGGGGUAACGGAUGGGUGCGCUUCUGGAAUGCUAACAAGAAUGCCCUAUUGGCUGAAUUCAUUGCCCAUCAGGAUGUUGGUUCUGUUGUGAUGGCAGUGAGUAGCAACAACCAUUAUCUUGUGACUGGAGACAGUGAGGGUGCCAUCAAGGUCUGGAAGAUUCAAGAGUACUGUCUUCACAAACCUGAUGUGCUUCUGACACAACCUCCUGCCACAUUAUCAUCUUGGCACCUCCAUGCUGAUGCAGUAAACUACCUGAGUAUGUGUGAGCGCAAUGAACGCUGGCUCAUUAUCUCAGCUUCAGCAGACUCUAGCGUUCAGCUGGCUGAUAUUCAUGGCAACCACAUAGGAACAUUUGGUCAGGAGGAGCAUUGGAAGAUUGAACCUUACGUUCCUUCACCCGAACCCACCCCAAGCGAAAUGGAUGAAAUGAGCGACAGUGAAUUGAGCCAGGAAGAUGUAGAGGUCGAAGACAAGAAGUCGGAUGAGGAGAUGGAGGUCGAUGUCCUGGUGAACUUUGACCCCAUGGAGAAGGUCAAUACUUGGGAAUCCACCAGGCUAGGCAAACAGUACCAAGAAGUGAGAAAGAACAAGAGGGAGAGGAAACAACCUGGUACCAUUCCUGACCUACCUUACUUGUCUUGGGAGAGGACUAACCAACCCCCUGCAGGACCCUAUGCUUCUACAGAGAAGCUGAGACCACCCAUGUGGACGCAGGCCCUCGAUGUAUCUGAACUUGAUAAGGUCGGGACGCUGCAUAAGCCAGAUUUCAUCUCCCAUCCUCACAAGUACUUCAGGACUCAUGAAGAAGCUGAGGCUGCCGCUAGGAACCUAAGGGAGAAGGAUUCAAGCCCAGAAUUAAAGCAAAGGUUUGAUGAGCGCUCCCUCUUCCCCAAGUACAUCCUGGAUCACGAGGCGGAGAUGAAAUUGAGACAUCGCUUCCUCCUGGACAAAGGACCCAAUGGGAGCGCGAAGAACAAGAGAAGCGGCAGUAGGGUCUGGAAUAAGCUGUCCUCUACGACCAAUGUCCCCCAGAAGAACCCCCGGCCUUUCAGGCUCUCCCCGCUCCAGGAGAUAGUGAGGAAGAAGAGUGCCGAGAAGCCAGAUCAGAACCAGAGCACUCAUGGGAAUGCUACCUGAGAGCAGGGACCUUUCCAGUGCACAAUGAUCCUGGGACCCAUUUCACAAAGCCUUUUUUUCAAUGACAAAUUACAAAAAUCAGUGACAAAUCUGUUGAUAACCAAUCAGAAGCAAGUAUUUCAGUAGCUUAUACCCAAAACUGUCAUUUGUCACUGAUGACAAUUUUUGUGAAUUGCCCCCUGGUGCCAAUACCAGGCAUUGGGAAUUUCAGAAGAACCAGAAUUACCAAGGGCAAACUUUCCUAUAAUGAUGGUACGACAAAGGUAAUCCAUAUAUUGAUGCAUACUUUCAACUUUUAAAAUUGCCUUGAUCCUCCCCAAUCACCCCCUGGGAUUCUGCAAGAUUAGACCCAGUGUAAACAAUUUUCUGGAGAAAAACCAGUUUGAGAAAUUAGCCAUCGUCCUUGAAGCAUGCAACGUUUUAAAAGAACAUUAAUCAUCAUCAUUGUAGUGUUAUGGUCUAGAUUAUCCUUAAACACACUUCUUAUGAGAUCUGUUUGAUCAACAUAAAAGACACUUGUUAACAAUCAGAUUAUUAUUAUUAUUAUUAGCACCAAAAGAACUGAGUGGUCAGUUCAGAACCGGGGCAGGGGAGAUCGUUCAAAGAACAUUUAUUUUGCAAACAGAAGUCUCUACAAGAUCAUCUGGAAAUAUGCUCCUUUUAGUGAGGUCUUUGAGAUCAUCAUAAAAGUGCUUGCAAACAUUUCAAAAUGACAUCAGUCACCCAUGAAAGGUGUUGAGGGCAUCGAGAGGCUGGCCCAGAUUCAGAGCAGGAGGAACCAUACUUGAGAGCAUAUUCAUUAUGCUUGAAAGUUUAAAACAAAGAGAACA